AGAUACGCGUCCAAAGGGGGUGCUCACUGUGGUAGUUUAACGGCUCAGAUUACGAUUAGAUGGUUCGACCUGGCUGACCGUUUAGGCGUCGCGCAUCCGCGAACAAUUUUUAUAGGAAUUCUCUGUCGUGUGUGUCUGGACAUGAUCAAGGGAAACUUGUGCCCCGAACGUCUGAAGCGACUCCUGGCUGCCGAACGAAGUCUACUUCCGUGUAUCAAACCAGCCAGCUUCCGGUCGAAACGAGCUAAAGAGAAUGUGCGACAGAAACGGGAGAAGGGCUCUGCGCUGAAAGGAC
Messenger RNA from Amoebophrya sp. A25, 295 nucleotides. Lineage: Eukaryota; Dinophyceae; Syndiniales; Amoebophryaceae. The record is from the annotation of a GenBank genome assembly.